This is a messenger RNA of Exophiala aquamarina CBS 119918, 507 nucleotides long. RefSeq lists its product as uncharacterized. Lineage: Eukaryota; Fungi; Ascomycota; Eurotiomycetes; Chaetothyriales; Herpotrichiellaceae. Bases 1 to 507 code for a protein of 168 amino acids. The transcript has a single exon. The record is from RefSeq and is a predicted model, not a curated record.
AUGGCGUACGCAUACUAUUACGACAUCCCUCCUCCACUGGUGGAUCAUCCCCACGAGAGAAGUCACCAGCACCAGAACCUGCUCCAAUAUCUCGCUCGACGACCGCCUCAUCCUGAAACCCAUCCAAACCAGCCGGAUGUCGAUAUUCGUGAUGGAAUCUCAGAAUUCUUCGUCGAAGUCGAAGUACCCGGAACCAAAAAGCCCAGCGAGGUGACCGUGUCAUGGACGGGAUCACGUUCUCUUUUGCUGACCGGUAAUACGCUAAGACCAGACUAUGGCAAAGCCGAGAAUGCUGAAGUUGAGGAGGAGAAACCGAACCCUCAUUCUGGGGGAGUCCAUUUGCUUGUUGGCGAGAGGAGGGUCGGUCCUUUCAGGAGAUAUAUCAAUUUCCCCACGGACGUGGAGAAUGUCAGUGUGACAUUGGAGGCUGGGCUGUUGAAGAUUCGUGCACCCAAGAAAGGAUUCACAGAAGCAGCAGCUGCGAAGGUUGAUGUCCAGCAUGAGUGA